Eublepharis macularius is the source of this 4367-nucleotide messenger RNA. RefSeq names its product solute carrier family 25 member 1 (gene SLC25A1). The transcript is spliced from 9 exons. NCBI's taxonomy places the organism in Eukaryota, Metazoa, Chordata, Lepidosauria, Squamata, Eublepharidae. Gene Ontology annotation, biological process: mitochondrial citrate transmembrane transport. The record is from RefSeq and is a predicted model, not a curated record. The coding region runs from base 752 to 1708 and encodes 318 amino acids.
CUCUGAACAUGUGCGGCGUGCUUUCUUUUAAUUAUCUCAGUACUUCUAGUCCCCAUGCAGUUGCAAUUAGGGGAAACUAAUUUUACAUCCCCUAUUAAGUGGUUGGGUUGCGAAGCAGCGUUCUGCUGGUUCAACUCCCACUAUUCCCAUGAGCUCAGCAGGUGGCCGCGGGUAAGCCACUCCUCUCAGCCCCAGCUGUAUUGCAGGGAUAAUAAGACUGACUUUGUUCACCGCCCUGAGUGGGGCAGCAGGUAUUUUAAAAUUCAGUGCUACUUAUGGUGUAAAUCAAACGUAGCGUGCAGGAGAAUCCAAUUGUCUUGCUACGUUAAAUGGCAGGCAGGCCCUGUUUUCUCCUUCCAUUUGUAAAAGGCGGGGCGGUGGUGAAGAAUCUACUCCAGAGAGGCCGCUCUCCCCGCACGGAUCACGGCUUCUGAGAAAGUCCCGCCGUUUGCAAGGGAAGCGAGAGCAGCUCCGCCUCCUCCGCGCUCGCUCCUCCUCAAACAGCAUGUCAAUUACAAGGAUGUGACGCUAGCGGCGGCAGCGCCUGCCACACCCCCGCUGGGGGAGAAGGGGGCGGCGGCUGGAGCGCCGUAAUAUACUUCCCCGCCUGGCUGGGCGCGGGUCUAGGUGGGGCCGCGAGCCGGAUCUGCGUCUCUCGUGCGCUCCCGGAGCAGGAGCCGCGCUUGCAGUUUGGCACACAGCGCCGCGCUGCUGGGUCCGGGCGGUGCCGUCCCUCUCUUCCUUUGCAACCAUGUCUUCGUCGUCGCCUCCUUUCGAUAACCCUUUCCCCAGACCUCGCUGCUUGGCCGCUGCCGCCCCCGCCGGCAAAGCGAAACUGACCCACCCGGGCAAAGCUAUCCUGGCAGGUGGCAUUGCUGGUGGCAUUGAGAUCUGCAUUACAUUCCCCACAGAAUACGUGAAAACUCAGCUUCAGUUGGAUGAAAAAGCUAACCCUCCACGCUACAAAGGCAUUGUGGACUGCGUGUCGCAGACUGUCAAAGGCCAUGGCAUCAAAGGGCUUUAUCGAGGCCUCAGCUCAUUGGUCUAUGGCUCCAUACCGAAGGCUGCUGUAAGGUUUGGCAUGUUUGAAUUCCUCAGCAACCAAAUGAGAGAUGCCCAGGGGAAGCUAGACAGCAAACGCGGCCUCAUUGCCGGCCUGGGGGCUGGUGUGGCUGAAGCGGUGGUUGUGGUGUGCCCCAUGGAAACUAUUAAGGUGAAGUUUAUCCAUGACCAAUGCUCACCAAAGCCAAAGUAUCGAGGUUUCUUCCAUGGAGUGAGGGAAAUCGUUCGGGAACAAGGUUUAAAGGGAACAUACCAGGGCUUAACAGCAACGGUCCUAAAACAGGGAUCAAAUCAGGCUAUCCGCUUUUACGUCAUGACGGCGCUCCGGAAUUGGUACAAAGGUGAUGAUCCCAACAAAGUCUUCAAUCCUCUGGUUACUGGGAUAUUUGGGGCUCUUGCUGGAGCUGCCAGUGUGUUCGGCAACACCCCGCUGGAUGUUGUGAAAACCCGGAUGCAGGGUCUUGAAGCACAUAAAUACAAGAGUACUUGGGACUGUGCCUACCAGAUCAUGAAGUAUGAAGGACCCUUGGCGUUUUACAAAGGUACUGUCCCCCGUCUGGGCCGGGUCUGUUUAGACGUGGCCAUCGUGUUCAUCAUCUACGACGAAGUGGUCAAGGUACUCAACAAGGUGUGGAAAACUGACUGAAACGGACAUGAUGGAAAGCAGAGGUGCCGUCUCAGCACCUGCCAGGCAACAGCUGGAAAAAAAAAUGUGACCAACCUCCAAGGGCCUUCUCAGGGCGUCUCUGCGCGAGUGCGCCUGGAAGUGCACCUGAGCCUCCUUCCUACAUUGCAAACAGGACACUAAUCCAGUCCCCAGCCAGCUGUUUCCAUAUCAAGCUUUCUGACUCUUAUUUAUCGGAAGGAACUGUGGAGGAUUUUAAAUUAUUAAUUGUGUGGUGACGUGACCAGUGGAGAUGGGGGGGGGGAGGGGGAACAAACCCAGAUACCACUUGCAACCAGACCAUCUCUGCAGUCUUGGGAAGUGGGCGGGGGGAGGACUUCUCUUGGUGACCAUGCAAACAGGAGAAAAGAAACCUUCCUUCUCCCCACCCCCACCCACUAGACUGCAGAUCAAGCCAAGUUGCCUUUUACGAAACGUACUAAUUUAGGGUGUGGGUGUGGAUUUUCUUGCCAGUGUGGUGUUUCUAUGCCUUUUCCGCCAAGAGGCACCAUAAAGAGCCAGCAUUGGAGUUUUGUUGGGGAGGACUCUACAGAAUUACUGCAGGCAGCGGGUGGGAGCUCUCGCCUUUUCCGCUCCUAUAAUUUGCCAGCAGAGGGUCUUUAGUGAUUCCCAUUGACCAAGGGACAUCCCAGAGAAACCCAAGUGGCCAGGGGGUGGGUGGCUGGGUGGGAUUGGAUGCAUGGUGGUUUUCAUUCCUGUCUUUUACCAUCACCCCUAGUUUUGAUCUUUGCACAUUUUAGGAGCUAUGAUUAUGGGCCAAGAGAAACACUUGGAGGCUUUUGACAAAACCAGUACGUGAUUCAUUCCAUAGAUCUUUUUUCACAACAGCUUUCUUGCAGUAACUCAUGAUUCUUGGCCCUUGUCUGGUCCUUUUCAGUCAGAAGCAGGCAUCUUAGGCCCAAGCUAGAUGUGACAAUAGGAGAUCGGUUGGAGGAUCUCCCGAGUUUUCAUGAACAGCCUACAGUAGGGGCUGGGGGAAGGAAUGGUUUCCUUCUACGCUGCUUUCACUAUCUUCAUUCCUCCAGCCCCGCCUACACCCCAGAUGUUUGGCUCAUGGAGGAAAAUUAUGUGGGCAUCCCAUGGCAUAUGCGUGUGUUUCACAUGAGGGAGGGAGCAAUUGAAGUGUGUGGUGUGUAUAUGGAUAGAGAGGAAAGACCUAACCCACCCUUCUGCUGUGCCAGUGCCUCAGUCUGAUCCCAGUCCCCCUCAGUUGUUUACAGGGUUUUGUUCCUUUUUGUUUUACAAAGAAUGAAAUAGCAAGAGAUCUAAUCACGGCUCUCCUAUUUUGACAUUUUGUUUGGCCUUUUCAAUUUCAGGGGUUUGACCCAUAUGUGUGCUUGCUGGUUCAAGAAUAUGUGAAGGGGGUGUAUUGUCUGUCGAGGCCUCUAUCCCGGGCAUAGGUGGUGGGGGAGCAGUUGUCUACUGCUGGCAUCUUUUUAAACCAGUCUGCAAGUUGCACCUGAUUCUUAAGGUCUUCUCUCAAAGAUUUCUUAAGGAUGACAUCUUUUUUUGUUUAGUGUCCAGUGAAAGAUCAACAGAAAUCAGGGAGCCACUGCCUUUUUACAUUUUCCUCAGUUAUUUCUGAGGUGAGUUAAAAUCCCUUCCUUCAAUGAGCUGCCCUCAGUUGAGGGAAGGCUGAGCAGAAAAAUGAAGCAGCUGGCAAAGUGUCUUUACUCCUUAGAUUUGGUCUCUGGGUGCUCUGGGCAGCAAAGUCCUUCCCUGUGAAACAAUUUCUUCUUUUAAAACAACGUAUUAAUUUCCCUCUUACUUGGAUACCUUUGGUUUGAGAGUCAUCAUGAGUCCCUUGAUUAACAGGUUUUGGCAAACCAAAGUUGCCUGUUCACUUAAGCCUCUUUGCUGUUCUGCUGAAUUUCAAACACAAUGCUUGCACUUUGUUGGGAAGGGACCGUCCUCCUCUCUUUGCCAAGGUGCCAAGGGAAAUCGCAAUGAUUCCAUGACCAGUUUGUGCCAAAUCUUUUAUGUCCAUGUCCAGUAUAUUUGUGGUAGUGGUUCCCCCCCCCUUCCCCAUUUCGCUAUGUACUAUUUUAACUAGAUGCAGUCUCUUGUAGAAGGGAGGUCUGGUUGGGGGAGCAGACCAUGAGAAACCCCAAGAGAUACCUGCUGCUCUUUUUCCACAAUUGAGAUAUAAUUACAAAUUGAAUAAAAAUGAUAUGCUCAACUUUUGAAAGCUUUGGACCUUGAAUCAGGAGAUGUGAAACAGUUGGAAGAUUUCAACUUGGUGUGUUCAACCAAAUGUGCACGUUGGCUGUAAGAGAUCAUUCUAAUUUCCUGGACUAUUUCACUUAGCACUGUCCCUGUAAUCUUUUACACCCCCUUGUGGUUGAAUGUUGGCUUCUAUCAAAGGGAGGUCUUCCUACCACGGGCAAGUAGCUGCACUGCACCCACUGCCUUGCUUGGUUUGAUCAUGUGACAAGCUGCGGCAGAAGCUUAGGUUUCAUUGCUCAUGUUUCACCAGCCAAGGAUUUCUUUGAUUAUCUGAACUUGAAUGCAUUACAUCCAUUACUGUGCUGGCGGACCAACAAUCCAACGGCUCUCCUGGGCUUUCCAGAAUCAAGCUGUCCAAUGCCGCUAAUAAAACCAAAGUUGCCUGUUCACUUAA